Molecule: messenger RNA, 312 nt
Organism: Phytophthora sojae
Lineage: Eukaryota; Oomycota; Peronosporomycetes; Peronosporales; Peronosporaceae
Exons: 1
Source: RefSeq, a predicted model, not a curated record
UUGACAACCACGGACACAAAGCUGACCAAGGUGGACUUUGACGCUGGCCCGAGCCAACGGCUUCUGAGAGUACACCACACGACCAAAGCAGCUGAGGAUGAAUACGAAGACCGCAUCCUAGAAAUCGGUGAGCUCAAGAGCCUAAAGGCGCGCAAGGCGUCCCUUGAAGGCUACGCUAAGCAACUGGGCAUUGAGAAGGAGCUGAAGAUCUUCAAAACGCACGUGUUCUACAACGACCUUUCUCAUGUCGAUUUCGCGCAGACAGCGGCAUUCAAGAAGUAUCAAGCGUACCAGGACUUUUUGCGCGAUCUU